CAAAUGCCAGUGCGCAGGCGCUCCGUGAUUCGGAGCGAUUCAAACGGAGCGGCGGGUAGGAGAGUCGAGGAGCAUCGCGGCGGAAAGGCGAACAAAACAAACUUACGAAGCCAAGUGUUUUAACGAUGUCGAGCACUUUGAAAGGCAUAACGCUGAAGGGUAGUGCCGAGCUCGUCGCCGAGUUCUUCUCUUUUGGAAUCAACAGCAUUUUAUACCAGAGAGGCAUCUAUCCCCCAGAGACAUUCACUCGAGUGACCCAGUAUGACAUGAGCUUGUACCUCACUGUGGACCCCAAGCUGAAGACCUACCUCAACAGUGUGGUUUCUCAGCUGAAAGAGUGGCUCUUUGACUGCACUGUGCAGAAGCUGGUGGUGGUCAUCUCGUGCCUGGAGACGAACGAGGUGCUUGAGCGGUGGCAGUUUGACAUAGAGUGCGACAAGAGUGCCAAGGAGAGCAGUGCUCCUAGAGAGAAGUCCAUCAAAUCAAUCCAAGAGGAGAUCCGUUCAGUCAUCAGGCAGAUUACUGCUACGGUGACCUUCUUGCCCUUACUGGAGACUGCUUGUGCAUUUGACCUCCUGGUCUACACAGACAAGGAUUUGGUAGUGCCAGAGAAGUGGGAGGAGUCUGGACCCCAGAUGAUCAUUGACUCGGAGGAGGUGCGUCUGCGUUCCUUCACCACGACCAUCCACAAGGUGAACAGCAUGGUGGCCUACAAGAGGACUGACUGUAUCUAGCUCUCCAUGUGUUCCAGAGCUGUGUACGUACCUGUUCCUUUGGCCCCCUGUCCUUGUUUCUGUUUUCCACCUUUCUCCCUUCCACAGAGUGUACUGUGGGUGUUUCAACACUCUACUUGCUGUAAAUAGUGUCUGUGGUGCCUUGAGCCUUAUUCUUUGGUUCUGGAGAACCUGUUGUCCUGGGAGAAAAAAACUGUUUUAGAAGCUUGUUCCUCUUGUUUUUUUAAAAAACCCAAAUUAAAGAGAUUUGUCUCAUUUUUUCCCCUCCCUCUUUUUCUU
Molecule: messenger RNA, 1013 nt
Organism: Scleropages formosus (Asian bonytongue)
Lineage: Eukaryota; Metazoa; Chordata; Actinopteri; Osteoglossiformes; Osteoglossidae
Gene: mad2l1
Product: MAD2 mitotic arrest deficient-like 1 (yeast)
Exons: 5
Coding region: 126-734 (202 amino acids)
Biological process (GO): mitotic spindle assembly checkpoint signaling
Cellular component (GO): cytoplasm; nucleoplasm; kinetochore
Source: RefSeq, a predicted model, not a curated record